Molecule: messenger RNA, 481 nt
Organism: Paramecium sonneborni
Lineage: Eukaryota; Ciliophora; Oligohymenophorea; Peniculida; Parameciidae
Source: the annotation of a GenBank genome assembly
ACUUUAAAAAAUUUAACAUAAUAAACCAAUAUGAAAUAGCAUUAAAUUAAUCUAAAUUAGUAUUAAGUAGUUUAGAGUAGCUGCGUGCUUCUGAUUAGACAUAUAAUUAACUGUGAAUCAUUUGAAAAAAAUGAUAGAUGAUGGAGAAAAUAAUAAAAAUAAUAUUUAAGCUGAAUAGGAAUUUCACCGUAGAGAGGCUAUGGAAUAGAUAUUCGAACAUUUAUCAUUCGAUGGGAGUGAGAAUUAUUUAAACAGUGGAAAACCAUUUAGAAAAGAUAAUGAUAGUAGAAUACUCAAAGAUAAAAGAUGUUUUUAAAAAUAAGAAAAUAAAUCCUUCAGGCUUGCUGAUUUGUAAUAAGGAAAUUAUCAUGAUUUACCAAAAGUUAUGAUGUAUGCUAUAGACACAAAUUGAUGAAAUGAAGAAAAAAAUUGGAGGAAAAAUAAUAUAUUUACUGAUAGAACAAGAAAUAUAACAAUUACA